Molecule: messenger RNA, 1536 nt
Organism: Contarinia nasturtii (swede midge)
Lineage: Eukaryota; Metazoa; Arthropoda; Insecta; Diptera; Cecidomyiidae
Product: putative ankyrin repeat protein RF_0381
Exons: 12
Coding region: 188-1453 (421 amino acids)
Molecular function (GO): protein binding
Source: RefSeq, a predicted model, not a curated record
AAUAAAGCAGAAAAUCAUUAGUAUUUUACAUUCCAUUUGAGAAAAGGCGAAUUUUUGUAAUUAGUGAAAAUUGUAGAAACUCAAUUAAAUUCCACUGAAAUUAUUGUAAAAUAAAAAAAAAACCUCCUUAUAAAGUGAUUUGUGUGAUUUGAUUGUGUUUUCGUCCAGUGAUCAUUAGUUAUUGACGAUGAAAUUGAAAUAUUUGCUUGUUUUGAUAUUUUUGUGUGUCGAUGUGAAUGCCAGACCAUCUGAUUUAGAACAAGAGCUGUUCAAAGCCGUUCAAAAUGGUGAUAUUGAAGAAUGUAAAACUCUAAUCGAAAAUGGAGCGAAUGUAAAUGCAAAAUUUGCCGAGGAGCUGGGGUACUUACAUUAUGCUGCUAGCUGGGGUCAGGUAGAAAUUAUCAAGCUUUUAAUCGAACAUGGUGCCGACGUACAUGCCGAAGCACAGAACAAAUUUACACCGAUUUUCUAUGCCGCUGCGAAAGGCAAAACAGGAGCAAUCAAGGUUCUAAUCGAAAACGGUGCAAAUGCAAAUGCUGAAGCUGAAAAAAAGCAGUCACCACUUCAUAAAGCCACGGAGUAUGGUCGCAUCGAUGCAAUCAAAUGUCUAAUCAAAUACGGAGCAAAUGCGAAUGCCGAAGAUGAAAAAAAACAAACGCCAUUAUACUUUGCUAUUAAUGCUGGUAAAACUGAAGUAUGCAAAACUCUAAUUGAAAAUGGGGCAAAUGUAAAUGCAGAAGAUAAAAAUAAGAGAAGCCCUCUUCAUUGUGUUAGCAGCAUUCCAUGGGGUGAAAUGGCAAUAAUGCAACUUCUAAUUGAAAAUGGAGCAAACGUUAAUGCCGGAGAUAAAGACCAAGACACUUCUCUUCACUAUACUCAAGUUUGGGGUAACAUAGAAGCAAUCAAAUAUCUAGUCGCGCACGGAGCUAAUGUCAAUGCUGAAAAUAGCGAUAAACGUACACCACUACAUGUAGCUGUCAGCGGGGUUCAAACCCAAUCAGUGGAGUUUUUGAUAGAAAGCGGUGCAAAUGUGAAUGCCAAAGAUCAUAUGGGCGAAUCACCGAUUUUUACAGCAACAGCAAAAGGCCACCUAAAACAAAUCGAACUUCUUGUUGAAAAUGGAGCAAAUGUAAAUGAAGAAAAUAAAAUGAAAGAAAGUCCCAUUCAUCAAGCUGUUAGAUGGGACUUUCCCGUUCAAACAGAGGUUAUAAAAUAUCUUAUCGAUCAUGGAGCGAACGUUAAUGCCACAGAUGAAAAUAAACAAACUUGCACUAUGAAAGCGGCUAUGAAAGGAUACCUGGAACAAAUCAAAUGUUUAGUCGAACAUGGAGCAAAUGUUAACGCCGUAGACAAAGACCAACACACUUCGCUGUAUUACGCUGUUCAAAAUGGCCGCACAGAAGUAGCCGAAUAUCUACGAGAAUAUGGUGCCAAUUUCCAUGCUAAAAUGUAGUGGCUAAAGUAAAAUUUAAUUAUGUCAGAAUUGAAGUCGUGUAUAAUCGUGUUUAUCAAGAAAUAAAAUGAUUGUGAUUUAGA